Molecule: messenger RNA, 216 nt
Organism: Diaporthe amygdali
Lineage: Eukaryota; Fungi; Ascomycota; Sordariomycetes; Diaporthales; Diaporthaceae
Exons: 1
Coding region: 1-216 (71 amino acids)
Source: RefSeq, a predicted model, not a curated record
AUGCCAUCCACAAAGGCCUGGUCUAACAUGCGGCCAAGGCGAUUCUGGUGGUACUCGGAUGAUGAUCGGCAGCACGGCCAAGCGAAAGUCGGGCUCGGCGGCGGAGCUUCGUUCACUGAGGAUGGAGUGUGCCAACAUCUCAUCAUCAGAAAUCGGCAGGAUUUCGUCUCGGCGCUUGGCUCGGCGCGCGGCACGCACAAGAAAUCUGACAGUUGA